AUGCAACAGAGAAACAAACUAAAACUGAGGAAGGACCAGUUGUCCUCUGGGUCCUCAAAGGAGAAGUUAUGGAAUACCUCCACUCCUACUGGCCAACAAGAAUCAAUAGACAACAAUACCAUGAUCUGCCAUGGAAAGAAUGGGAAGUCAGCUUUGAAACAACUGGGGAAGCAGUCCAAUUCAAGUAUCAGGGACAAAAGGCAUUUCUCUUCUGGAUCCCUUUCCAGGAACUCUGUGAAGGAGCAGAACCUAUCCCAGAGACAACAGAAACCAUCUCCCUCUACCUUGCCAUCAACAAUCUCCAAACCCUCCAAACCCUCCAAACCCUCUAUGAUAUCACUGCCUUCAGAAGAACAAGAUAAAGAGACACCUACCUAUCAGCUGAA
Paraglomus brasilianum is the source of this 386-nucleotide messenger RNA. NCBI's taxonomy places the organism in Eukaryota, Fungi, Glomeromycota, Glomeromycetes, Paraglomerales, Paraglomeraceae. The record is from the annotation of a GenBank genome assembly.